UUGACUCAGGAGGGCCAGAAAAGGCUGUCAGGAGAGCUGGGAGAAGGAAUCGGAGAUUACGACUACAACAACGCCAACGACACGGCCAACUUCUGUCCAGGUCUCCAGGGUGGAGACAGUGAUGAUGACGCUGAAGGGUUUGCAGACGACCCUUCAGCGGAAAGCUUGCCCCCCCCCUCUCUGGAGGACAUCACCACCUACGGGGAGCAGGAUUUGGUGCCGGAGCCGCAUCGGGUCAACAAGAUAGAGAUAAAUUACGCUAAAACGGCGAAGAAGAUGGACAUGAAGAGACUGAAGAACGGCAUGUGGAGCCUCCUGACCGAGAGCCCCGACAAACCGUCGCAGGAGACGGAUGCUGUGGAGAAAACAGAAGUGUUUGGAGAGAAAGCUUUCAGUCAGACCACACAGAUCCUGCUGCAGAGACUGCCGAACACCAUGGCUCAGAACCUCUCGGUGCCGCUGGCCUUCGUCGCUCUGCUCCACCUGGCCAACGAAAAGAAUUUGGAGCUGGUGAAGGUGGAGGACAUGUCGGAUAUCAUCAUCAGACAAGGCCACUGAGGAGAAAUGUGUUAUGCGAAUAUGUUACCUCUUCCUUCUCUCCUUAACUCUUUACUGUGUUCUAUCUCUGUGGUUCUCGCUUGUUUAGAUUUUAUAAUGUUUGUAUUCGUCCUCCAGCAAAUAAAAGGGUGAAAUAAAGAAAUCUUCCUCGUCCUUUUGGAGAGAAUUUCCUUUUUUAUUCUUUACUCUUUAUGUUAAUCCUGCCUGUAGAUUGUUUAAACUGCUCAACCACAGCACAACAUGUAUAUUGUCAAAAUAAUAAAACCCUUUUUCUAAAAAAA
Messenger RNA from Gymnodraco acuticeps, 839 nucleotides. RefSeq names its product condensin complex subunit 2-like. The annotation marks the transcript as partial. The record is from RefSeq and is a predicted model, not a curated record. Gene Ontology annotation, biological process: mitotic chromosome condensation. Gene Ontology annotation, cellular component: condensin complex. The transcript is spliced from 6 exons. Lineage: Eukaryota; Metazoa; Chordata; Actinopteri; Perciformes; Bathydraconidae. Gene Ontology annotation, molecular function: chromatin binding.